Ilex paraguariensis (yerba mate) is the source of this 990-nucleotide messenger RNA. NCBI's taxonomy places the organism in Eukaryota, Viridiplantae, Streptophyta, Magnoliopsida, Aquifoliales, Aquifoliaceae. The record is from the annotation of a GenBank genome assembly.
AUGGGAAUUUCAUGGGAGAAGGUAGUGGUUGCUAAAAAGUAUAUGUACUGCCAUGAAAACGUAGUGAAAUGGAAUGAUUCUGCUGGUGAAGAAGCAUUCAAUAAUGCAAAAAACCGAUUUUGGGCAAAGAUUAAUGGCUUCCCAUGUGAAUACCCUCUGCCUGAUCCAAACAUGUACAUUGAUGAAAUUGAUUGGUAUCCAGACAUAGAUCCUGAACUGAUGCUGGAGUUGGAUCGUGAAUAUUUCAAUCCUGAUGAAGCAGAAAAACAUAAGAAGGUGGGGAAAAUCAAUCAAAAGGCUCACAACUCUGUCCCUGGCUGCACUAUAAUAUGGAAUGAUGUGAAUCCAAGUAAUGGGGACAAUCCUUGGGAAUGUAGGCUGGUGCAGGGUACUGGAACUGCAAAGAACAAAACAGAAGGUUGGGACAAGUGGGAUAAAGAAAUGAAUUUGCAGACCUUUCAAAAUCCUUGGGAGAAGAAGUGCACUCAAGGUGAUGAAGCUUCAAAGGACAAUGCAUGGCGAGCUUGUGGGAAUGAGUUACGGGGUUGGAAUGAGGGCCUAAACUCUGCUAGACAGAGUGUUGGAUCUUUAAAGGAAAAGGGAUGGGGAGGUGUUGGAAAUAAUUCUCGGGCUUCGAACCAAUGGGAGACCAGCGUGCGCGAGUCGAAGAAGUUGGACAAUGGUGGCACUCAUUUGGAAAAUAAGUUUACUCAGGCUAGAGGAGCUCCGAACAAUAGAGGAUGGAGAGAUUGCCGGAAUGAUUCCUGGGGUUGGAAGCACUGGGAGAAUCUAAAUGAACCAAAACAUUUAGAUUCUCGAAGACUGAAUGCAGAUGGUGGAUAUCUGGAUCGUGGAUGCCGGAAGCGAGCAGGCCCUCAGCAGCAUGCACUGAGUCACAAGACCUCGAGGUUUCGAGGUGAUGAUUAUGGGAUAGGUGAUCACUGGAGGGAGGGAAGAACCCAGAAGGGGGUCAAUUUUGUAUUUCAGUAA